AUGAAUUCAAACGGCGAUCCAACUUCCAUGCUGCUAGUCCUCUUGAACGAAAUCCUAUCAGAAAUCCUAUCACGCCUUCCUUUCAAAACUCUGAUGCAAAUGAAAUGUGUCUGCAAAUCAUUGAAAACCCUAAUCUCUGAUCCCGCCUUCGCCAAAGUGCGUCUUCAGAAAUCAUUAUGUGACGCCAGCCUCACACUUAUCCCUAACUGGUCCACCAUGCCUGACCAGGACUUGAAUUUGAAUUGCAGUAUCGUACCAUUUCCCGUUACCGGUUUAGUAGAAGACGAGGAAAUCACCAUUGACGACGAUCCUUACUAUCUAAUCAGUGAUAAGGAUUGUUGUCAGAUGGUUGGUUCAUGUAAUGGCUUGAUAUGUUAUUCUUCUGUUGCCAAAAAUAGAAACUGGCUCCGUUUUUGGAAUCCGGCCACUCAUUCGUUAUCUGAAAAACUAUUCUUGUUGAGCCAUGGUCGACACACCAAAUUCACAUUUGGUUAUGAUAUUUCAACUAAAACUUAUAAGGUGGUGGCCUACUCUGAAUACAAUGUGAAAAUUCUCACCUUGGGUGAUAAUGUAUGGAGGAAUAUACGAAGUUUUCCUGUUGUUCCUUUUCAUGUUGUGCCUCCUAAUGGCAAUUGUCAUCCAUUUGUGAAUAAUGGUGUUUAUGUGAGCGGCACUAUUAACUGGUUGGCUAUUCGAAACACGACUGAGUAUCAAUGGACUGAUAUUUUAGUCGAGCAAUUUGUAAUUGUCUCGCUUGAUCUGGCUACGGAGACAUAUCAACAGCUGUUGCCACCUGAGGGGUUUGUUGAAGUACCAACUGUUGAGCCGUCUGUUACUGUAUUGAUGGACUGUCUAUGUUUUUCUCACAGUUUUCAGGGUUAUUUUGUUUUAUGGAAGAUGAUGGAAUUUGGAGUUCAAGAUUCUUGGACUCAAUUCCUCAAAAUCAGUUUUUAGAAUCAUGAAAUUGAUGAUUAUUAUCGCAUUAGUGAUCUUCUACCAUAUGAUUCUCAAUUGUUCCUGUUCCCAUUGUGCGUUUCCGAGAGUAGGAAUACACUAAUAAUGGCAAGCAAUCAAGAAAGCGAUGAUGGCCAUAAUCAGCAUGCAAUUCUCUACGAUUGGGUAGAUAAUAAAGUGGGGAAAGUUAGGUCUAAGAAUGAAGUGCUGUGGUUUUUUGCCAAGAAUAUGUUGAAAGCUUGGCUUCAACAACGUUUUGAAAGACCAGAACCUCAACUUCAAGAACAUCUGGCGUUAUUGAUGGUCAAUAAAGGAGGAUGGUAGGAAGAAAGGGACAAAGAGACUUUUUGGAGCUGCAUUUUCUUCAGUUUUAGGACUCAUUUUGUAUAAGAUAUUUAUGGCCCUCUUGAUGCCUCUUUUAGAUUUCUUUCAAAGUUUUUGUGGAAAUUUACCACAAAAUGUUGUGUUUUUUUGCGACUAUACUCUUAUUUGUGUAAGCCUGUAAGGGCUAGUAGAAGUCUCUAACUUGUUAAA
This is a messenger RNA of Medicago truncatula (barrel medic), 1488 nucleotides long. Its product is annotated as F-box/kelch-repeat protein At3g23880. Gene Ontology annotation, molecular function: protein binding. Bases 1 to 954 code for a protein of 317 amino acids. The transcript has 2 exons. NCBI's taxonomy places the organism in Eukaryota, Viridiplantae, Streptophyta, Magnoliopsida, Fabales, Fabaceae. The record is from RefSeq and is a predicted model, not a curated record.